Lathyrus sativus (Indian pea) is the source of this 639-nucleotide messenger RNA. The record is from the annotation of a GenBank genome assembly. Lineage: Eukaryota; Viridiplantae; Streptophyta; Magnoliopsida; Fabales; Fabaceae.
AUGAGUACUUCCAUUGGAGUUUCAGGUUUGGCUCAUUUGUUUGGCAUCGUCUCCAUCGUACUCUUACUUGUUUGGUUGUUGCACUAUCGCGAAGGGAUCGACUAUGAUUCCGACGACGGACUUCGCGUCUUCAAUGUGCAUCCUUUGAUGAUGUUCUUGGGUUUUAUUUUCCUUGUUGGUGAAGGUGUAAUGGCGUUCCAAACUGUACCAAACCAAAGACCUAUACCAAAGGUUGUUCAUAUGACAUUGCACCUGAUAGCUAUUGUUCUUGGCAUAGUUGGUCUGUGUGCCGUUUUCAAGUUUCAUAAUAUGCGAAAUAUUGCCGACGUUUAUAGCCUUCAUUCAUGGAUUGGCAUUGGCACCUUCUGCUUGUUUGGUUUGCAGUGGAUGUUUGGUUUUGUAACUUUCUUGGUUCCUGGAGCACAAGGUUCAACAAGAGCAAGAGUGCUUCCAUGGCAUAGAGCUAGUGGGAGAGUGCUACUUUUUAUGGCCAUAUGUGCUGCAGAAACAGGAUUGAUGGAGAAGUCUGGUUUCAUAAAUCUAAAACCAUAUCAGAGAGAAACUAAUUUGGUCAACUUUCUAGGUCUUACAAUUCUCUUGUUUGGUGUAUUUGUAAACAUGUCUGUUGGUGUUCGUUAA